Molecule: messenger RNA, 1908 nt
Organism: Arvicola amphibius (Eurasian water vole)
Lineage: Eukaryota; Metazoa; Chordata; Mammalia; Rodentia; Cricetidae
Gene: Icmt
Product: isoprenylcysteine carboxyl methyltransferase
Exons: 5
Coding region: 90-1022 (310 amino acids)
Biological process (GO): C-terminal protein methylation
Cellular component (GO): endoplasmic reticulum; membrane
Molecular function (GO): protein C-terminal S-isoprenylcysteine carboxyl O-methyltransferase activity
Source: RefSeq, a predicted model, not a curated record
AGUGCGCAGGCGCGGCCUUCGGGUUUCCUCGGCUACAGUCGGCGCUUCGACCCGCUAGUCCGCCGCCGGCUCUUCCGCCGCCCUGCGCCAUGGCGGGCUGCGCGGCGCGGGUUCCGCCGGGCUCCGAGGCGCGUCUCAGCCUCGCUACUUUCCUGCUUGGCGCCUCGGUGCUCGCUCUACCGCUGCUCACGCGCGCCGGCCUGCAGGGCCGCACCGGGCUGGCGCUCUACGUGGCCGGGCUCAAUGCGCUGCUGCUGCUGCUCUACCGGCCGCCGCGCUACCAGGUGCGGGUCGGGUGCGGAGGGACCGGAACCGUGAUCGGGGACGGGCGGGCCGGACGCGUGAACCGAGAUCGGGGACAGAUAGCCAUCCGAGCUUGUUUCCUUGGCUUUGUGUUUGGCUGCGGUGUGCUGCUAAGUUUCAGCCAGUCUUCUUGGAAUCACUUUGGCUGGUACGUGUGCUCGCUGUCAUUAUUCCACUAUUCUGAGUACUUAGUGACAGCUGUCAAUAACCCCAAAAGUCUCUCCUUGGAUUCCUUCCUCCUGAAUCACAGUCUGGAGUACACGGUGGCUGCUCUUUCUUCCUGGAUAGAGUUCACACUUGAAAACAUCUUUUGGCCAGAACUGAAGCAGAUCACCUGGCUCAGCACCACUGGGCUGCUGAUGGUGGUGUUUGGAGAAUGCCUGCGGAAAGCAGCCAUGUUUACAGCUGGCUCCAAUUUCAACCACGUGGUGCAGAGUGAGAAGUCAGACACCCACACUCUGGUGACGAGCGGCGUGUACGCCUGGUUCCGGCAUCCCUCCUAUGUGGGGUGGUUUUACUGGAGUAUCGGAACCCAGGUGAUGCUGUGUAACCCCAUCUGCGGUGUUGUCUACGCCCUGACGGUGUGGCGCUUCUUUCGUGAUCGCACAGAAGAGGAGGAGAUCUCGCUGAUUCACUUCUUUGGGGAGGAAUACUUGGAGUAUAAGAAGCGGGUUCCCACAGGUCUGCCUUUCAUAAAGGGAGUCAAGGUGGAGCUAUGACGGGCAGAGGCCUGCGGGGCCAGGGAAUCUCUGGCCCUGCGCAGCCUAGGACGGAACUGCUUCCAGUUGGCCUCUGCAAAAUGAGUUUCUUAACCAUUUUAUAUGUCACUAAUUACUCCUCAGAAUGUCACCCAAGACCUAACGGUCAGAAGGCCUUAGGACCACAGGGCCCACUACAGCAUUCUCUUGUGCGGAAUGAAGGUAGAACACAGAUAAACAGUGAACAAGGAGCGUGUCACAGCUGUCCCCUCGGUGUUCUUUCUACAGUGGCGGGGUGAGGACCCAAGCCACAGUCUCACACCCCCUCAGGCCAGAGUGUAUUGGCACUGUGACCAGGACAUCGGGAGAGGACAGUGCCCUCUGCAGCACUCAUGCCAGAAUGUGUAGUCAGAGCUGCCUCAUAAUAGCAUUCGAAUUAUAUCAAAACCCUUUAAUUUAACCGAAAACACAACAUAGCUUUAACCUUGUCUGCCCUAAGUGCAUGAGCAUCUGUGUUAACUCCAAAGGCUUUGACACUUUGGCUCAUUAUACGUUUAAUCAUUCUUCCACACCAGUUUCCUAAAAAUAGCAGUGUAGAUUCAGAGGGACACCAAUGCUCCCCGUCUCUGUGUUUCUAAGACCAACAGGCAGCACAGACUCCUCAGAGUGCUCCGGGGCUUUGAGCAACCAUUGCACUGGGCCUGAGGACGCGGGCCCUGGGGUCUCCUGCAGCCCUGGCCUCAGAGAUUGUGUUUCCAGGAAGUAUUUUUCAGGUGCCUGUGCUAAUGUUGAGAAGUACUGCCCUCUGUGUAUUUGGGAUUUUUAUUCAUUUUUAUCAUAACUUGUGUUUUGUAUUUUUUGUGUUGCAGUGUGAGUCUAUUACAUUUGUUUUCUGUGUUCUUUCAAA